Messenger RNA from Emericellopsis atlantica, 1817 nucleotides. RefSeq names its product salicylate hydroxylase. NCBI's taxonomy places the organism in Eukaryota, Fungi, Ascomycota, Sordariomycetes, Hypocreales, Bionectriaceae. The coding region runs from base 204 to 1484 and encodes 426 amino acids. The record is from RefSeq and is a predicted model, not a curated record. The transcript has 2 exons. Gene Ontology annotation, biological process: secondary metabolite biosynthetic process. Gene Ontology annotation, molecular function: FAD binding.
UCUUGGUCCGUGUCCAAGGCCGCAUUGCUCAUGUAUGUUGCUGCAGAUCUCGGACUCUCCUUGCGUCACCAACCGGAGGAAGUGCAUCCUAGCAGCAUGUAAGCAAAGGGCCCCGCUGGAUGCUACAAAUCCUGGGCUGCCCACGUCCUGUUCUUGCCAGAAACGCCAUACAAGGACUGUAGGUUCAUCACAGAUAGCUCAACAUGGCAAGCGACACUCGCCGUCUACGAGUCGGCAUCAUCGGCGGCGGCCUCGCCGGUGCAGGCGUGGCCAAUGCUCUCAUUCAAUCGCCUCAUCUCGAUGUGCACGUUUUCGAGUCAGCACCAGAGUUCUCUGAGAGGGGAGCGGCCAUAGGUCUCUCUGCCAACGCUCAACUGGCGUUGAAAGAGAUCACACCAUCGGCCGAGGACCUGAUGAAGAAAGCGGGCGGCGUGCCGAUGAACUCAUCGAGAAUCAUGGUCGGCUCGGGUGAGCAGGCGGGAACGCUGAUCCUUGACCUCGCAGGAACAGGCAUGGACCCAGGCAUCAUCUUCCGCCGCGCCUCUCUGUUGCGCGAGCUUCUGGCGCCCUUGCCUCAAGAUGUCCUACACCCGAACAAGAGGCUUGAUGCAAUCACCCCUCAAGACGACGGCAGUGUAGCAGUGUCAUUCGCCGAUGGCACAGUGCACACCUUCGACGCAGUCAUUGGCGCAGACGGUAUAUUCAGCUCGGUGCGGUCACAUGUGCUGGGGAAACAGGCAGCCAAGCACGCAGCAACGCCCGGGGGCUUUUGGGAUGCGAGGGCGCUGGUCUCCCUAGACAAAGCGAAAGCAACCCUGGGCGAGGACCUCUUUGAACUGGAUCGGCAAUAUGGGUGGGCGGGCGACGGCGCUUUCAUCAUGCACGACGUCCUGGAAGACCGCUCGCUCGUGCAAGUCCUCGUGUCAGCCGUUGAGCACGACCAUCCCAAAGACCGGAAACGGGCUUUGACCAAGGAUGUUCUCGACGCCAAGUUCAAGAACUGGCCCGACAUCCCCGUGGCCAAAGGGGUGAAAGAGCUACUUCUUGACGAGGCAGAGCCCGUGGCUUGGUCCCAGUGGGAGCACAAAUCGACGCCCACCUACGCCAAUCACCAUGUCUGCAUUGUUGGCGACGCUGCUCAUGCCACGACCCCAUGGCAGGGUGCUGGCGCCGGCCAGGCACUCGAGGACGCCAUGAUACUAGGGGCUUUGUUCAGUCAAGUGCGUAGUGCAUCAGACGUGGCGGUCGCAUUCAAGGCGUUCGACGCGGUGAGAAGGCCCCGUGCCCAACAGGUAAUAGACUCGAGCAGAGGGACCGGAGCCAUCAUGUGCGGGCAGGACAAAGAGUUGGGACUUGAUGCAACCAAGCUGGUAGGUGGUUUGGCGCCACGAUGGGGGUUCAUCUUCGCUUUGUCCAUGGCGGACCACAAAGAACAAGCCCUUGCGCAGUUGCAUGAGUUUCAGAAGCGCAAUGGGGCAUCGUAGCACGACAGAUGUCUCCCCGCACGAUGCGGUGCAAGCACACAUACAGUCUGUACUUCCGGAAGAUACCUCACGGUUAUUGGGGAACUCCAACCGAGUGACACGCUCCGCCUAAUCUGGCCCGCGAAAACUCUGAGCACACGUACUUCUUGAUUGCCCCAGCGGACGAGGUCGACGCCUCCAAUUCUUGAAUCAUGUUCCGAGAUCGCGAGACCGUCGAUGGUACUCCCAAGCAAGGGGGCUGGGUUGCGCAAUAGCCGUGCCGUACAAUUGAAUGCAGGUUCCGAAAAAGAUACCAUUUUUGGAAGUUGAUCGGGUCAGUGCAAGCGGUAAAAU